AUGCGAAAGCUAAUUCAAUUCUCCAUUUAUGUAGUCCUAAUUAACGCUGUUUCCACGGAUCAUAUUACAUUCUCUCCGCCGGACGAAGCAUUUGUUCUUUAUCACAGUCAUCAAAAUACGAAUUUUACAUCAGUUUUUGUUCAAGAUGGUUGUCCGAAUAGUCGAAACCUUAUGGCUACAGUAUACUCAUCGGAUGUGUCAUCUUCCAGAAGAGUUUUCGAAGAAGUUCCAUUGCAUUGUGCUGUCAAAGUUAGAAUUAUAACGGAGAAGGUUUUAGUGGUCCGUCCCUACGUGGAUCUUCUGGCAGUGAUUGAUGAAUCUCUAUCCCGUCACGUGGGUGGAAUCUGCGUCCAUGCACAAAUAACAUCAUCAACUUCUGCAACUGAACUUGGAAAAUGUCAUCUCAAUCGUCAUGACGAUCAGAAAAUCAGUUGUGUUGUUCGUAUUCCAGUUCCGUUUUCAUGGUUUCCAACUGAUCAAAAUAAGACAAGUGUUCUUUCCGUUUCGUAUACUGUAUCUGAAAAAUGUGAUCAGAAUUUUCAUGAUCUUCCUCAGCAUUUAAUUGAAAUCAAUUCACGAAUCUCGAAGCAGAACAUUGAUUGGUUGGCUAAUGCAACUGAUACAUCUGUGACAUUGCGAUCCACUUCGAGUCAAUCAUUUUCUCAGAAUUCAAUGCAAACUUUGUUUCUUCAUGUUAAAAGUUGGGCAAAUGAAACAAAGCAAAUGGAGAUUCGACUUUGGGUGGACUCUCGAAUGAGCAUCGAAACAGUGUAUCCGACUAGUUCCAAUUGGACAAUUCGAGUUUCUUCUGCCAGUAGACCGUUCUUUUACACGUCACUAGUUUGCAAACCAAAAGAUGGAAUGUCUGGAUUUGACGACAAUAUUGUGGCGAUUUUAAUCAAAAUGGUAUCGUCCACAGAUGCUAUAAAAGAUGAUGUUGUACUGCACUGGCAUGUGAUAUUCGGCCCAAAAAGUCCAGAUCCACCGCCAGAUGAUCACAAGGUUGCAACCAAAUUCUCAGUUAUUGCAGAUGAAGUUGCAGCAGUUGUUAUUGUUCCAAAGAGAAAAGAACUGAUGAAUUUGGCAGUAAUAUCUGGUCUUCAAGUGACCUCCUCUCUCCGAAUAUUUACAGUUUCUAUUGGGGCAAAAGCAGAAGACGUAACAUCUCAGUCUCAUUGUAUCUCAUCAGAUGCAAAUAUAAUCAAAGUAUCUCCAACUUGUUCAUCAGUUUAUCUCGAUGGAUCCGAGUCAAACGGUUCUUCAGAUGCUCAAGUAUAUGCUCACUUUCUCAGAUACACUACGGCUUUUUCAUUUCGUGUUUGGUAUCCAAAACUACCUCUCAAAAUAUGGACGAGUAGUUCCACACUUUCCACUAUUAAGAAUUGGAAAGUUGGAUUUUGGAGAGAUUUACCCCUGGGUGGAGGUGUUAAAAGAUCAAGAGCUGCUAGGCAAUUCGCAUGUGUUAAUAGAUUCCAACAUGGACAUGUUAAAGUCCUAGCAUCUUUAUGGAUUGAAGAUCAGAAAACAGGAGAUCAAUUAUAUCUUUCUUCACAUAAAAGUAUACUUUUCGAUGUUACUAAUAUUGUUCACAACGCGUUACAAAUCUCGAAUCGAACUGUUGCAAAUGUGAAAUUUCAUGAAGGAAGAGCAGUUAUAAUUGGAGAAAACAUGGGAUUAGCAAAGUUAGUAGUACGAAAUGUCAAGAAAUCUCUUGAUCUUGUGACUGAAAACAUCUCAGUUCGAAAUGAAGAAGUUACCACAACUGGGCUAUCAGCACGUCCAAUUUGUGACACAAACUUCCGAAUUCUUCCAAUUUUGUUCUCUCCAGCAUUCUUCAAAAUAGAAAUUUAUCAUUCGAAAACUCUCACAAAACUCUAUCAACAAUGCUCAAUUUUCGCUAGUGUUAGUUAUUCCGAUGCAACGUGGGAGCCAUUAAACGACCUGGAUUCUUCAUAUUUUGAAAUGUCAGCUCAUUCUGAUAAUGAAAGAGCUCUCGCCGUUUCUCAUCAUGCAUCAAAAGUUCAUGUUAUUGCAAUUGAUGAACACUGGCCACUUCCAUCUGUUGAGAUUGCUCUUCAGUAUUCUUCACAGUGUGCAUCGACAAUUAAUGGAGCAUCACCUGCUUCUCUAGCUGUUACGGUUCUCAACGUUCCCAUCAAAAUCAAUAAUUCUGGUCAAUCAAUCAUCGAUCUAGAUCCAUCCUCAACCACAAUUGAACCUUCUGAAUCUCUUCCAUCUGUCCCAAUGCACAUUUUUCUCCUGACAGUAUUUGGCCUUGUUCUUUUAUUCAUUUUUAUAUCUUGUAUAAGGAGAUCAGCUGCAUUCAAAGGAUAUGAACAACUAGUCGUCCCGUUCUUCUCUCGAUUAUCUUCAUCUUCUGGAUCUCAUUCGAGACAAGAAGAAACAAAUGAAUGGGUAUGGUUGAGUCAGCCACAAGCUCCGUCAUCUACUAUUAGUUCUGGAUAUUCCGGAAACAAAUCAACAGCUGAAAGACAAUCUUCCAACGGUGAUGACCCUUCUAGAACUAGCAUUUCUUAUCACGGUUCUGAGAUUUCUGUUUUUAUUGCUCCAUCACAAGCAAACGUUGUGGUGAACCAAACAUCCCGCCAUCCUCGAUACACUUUGGUUGACUCGAAUUCUGACCAUAAUUUAGCUCGAAUAGUUCCAAAAGAAGAGAGAUGGACAACAGGUGGACAUGAUCAGUUUCAUACUUGGACUUGGAAACAUCGAAGUGGUGGACGAAUGGAAGCUCCAAUUCGAGAAAGUAUUGCUUGA
Molecule: messenger RNA, 2775 nt
Organism: Caenorhabditis remanei
Lineage: Eukaryota; Metazoa; Nematoda; Chromadorea; Rhabditida; Rhabditidae
Exons: 15
Coding region: 1-2775 (924 amino acids)
Source: RefSeq, a predicted model, not a curated record